GAUGAACCGGAGGGUUGGAAAGCCGCACCUUCGGCAUUUCUCGACGAAUUACGUGAGGGAUGUCAUCAAUACGAAACGAUUUGGGCACAUCGAGAUGAACAGGAUAAUUUUGCUCAACGUCAUGAUGAAGAGAUAAUCAAGGAAGAGAAACGCGCUGAAGUUGAAAAAGAAGUUCGUUUUCAAGUUGAUGAACUUUUGCGACAAGAAUUGCGAAACCUCAAGGUUGCGAUCGACAAGGAGAAGGUAAAACGUGUGGUCAAGAAGAGGGGUAAAAAAGGAAAGAAGGGCAAAAAGGGCAAACGAGGAAAAAAGGAAAAAGAUCUCACUCCAGACAGAACACUCAUUUCAUUGUACGAGGAAUUGGUCCUUGCGGGAAUAAUCAAGAAGGCUAAGAAAGUACCAAUCAGCAGUUAUUACGGUGAGUACUCAUUUUUGGGUACAACACUGCGCCAGGCCAACAUCGAACCUCAACCGUCACUCAGUGACGUUCGACGACUGAUUACCGAGUACGCCAUUCUUCCUUUGGGUAAGUAA
Echinostoma caproni is the source of this 534-nucleotide messenger RNA. The record is from the annotation of a GenBank genome assembly. Lineage: Eukaryota; Metazoa; Platyhelminthes; Trematoda; Plagiorchiida; Echinostomatidae.